AUGUCUGACAUUUUUCCUCCUACUGUCCUUGCACAACCAAAGACACCACCGCCUCAUCAACCGGCUGAGCCGGUGCCAAUUCCCGAGUCAACACCUCGAAGCCUGAAGCAAUCGAGCUACCAUCAAAACUCGGUUUCCAAGAAGCGUUUGGAGGACGUCAAACGUCGACUGGCCAAAGAGAUGGACGAUCAAUUCGUGGAAGUCUCCGUCGAGACCUUCAUGGACGCGUUCGUUCCCGGUAUAGAUCCCGAUGAGCAGGUACAAGAGAAAUUCGUAUCAUUCGCGGAUGAAUGUUACAAACGGACAGAGUCACAUAUGUACCCAAAUAUGUGUGAGGUGAUACAAUCCGUCCUCGAUACGUGCUCGAAAGACAGACUUGCUGCGAAGGCGACAGGAAACUGGCCUGAUUUCUCUGACAAGGACAGCCAGACUCAGAAGAAACCCGACGUGACCAUAUACCCGACCACUGAUGCAGCUGAGCGCGCGUACAAGCUCGCUGAUGCAGAUCUGAAGAAAAAAAGCAAAUCGCAGCAGCUAUACGGGGCGCACACAUCGUGGGCGUGGUCGUUGCUGCCGAUAGAGCUCAAGUCGACACGCCACACUGAGCGGCCAUUCUACUUCGGCCAGGAGGGCUUCCUCCGCCCCACUUCCGGAGGCUCUAUUGGUCGGGGACAAAUUAGCGACUACGCGGCGAAUCUGAUGCGACGCCAGCACCGACUGUUUUGUUUCAUGAUCGUCGUUGCGGGGCGGCAUGCACGUCUGCUGCGCUGGGACCGAGUAGGGGCAGUCGUGUCGAAGGAUUUCGACUUUGUGGCGGAUCCGGGGAUGUUGCAGAACUUCUUCUAUCGGUUUGGUAACAUGGACAGUGCACAGCGCGGUUUCGACCCGACCGUUAAGCUUGCUCGUGCGGAAUACGUCGAGGAGAUGAAGGAGCACGUUGAAGGGCUUUCGGGCUAUCACAAGAAAUGUUUCGAAGAUGCGCUCUCUCACCAAACGACCUGGCCGCUUUAUGAAGUUACCGUACAUCGAGACGACGUUAUAGACAAUGAUCUUAUGCCUCGUACGAAAGAGUCGGCUGAACGACUGUCAGGUACCCAGCGCUCGGGGGAAGGCCCUGAGGAAAGCUCGGACGUGUCGGAGAAAACCAAGUCACACGAAGAUGAGAAACGCUUCACAUUCAUUGUUGGCAAGUAUCGCGCAGCCAGCUAUUCGCCCACAGGACGGGCGACAAAAGGCUACGUUGCAUUCGACAUGUUCUUGAAGAAGCUGGUGUUCGUGAAGGAUACGUGGCGUGUCAAAUCUUCCCGCGUGCCUACGGAACGCCAGGUGUAUGAAGAUCUGUGGAAACAUCAAGUGAAGAACAUCGUCACUCCCCUCUGUGGCGGUGAUGUCCGCGCGCUCAGGUCCGAUGGCGGGGCUGUUUUCCAUGUCACUGAGACUCAGAAGUACCUGAAAACGAAUGAGUCGGCUCGAGUUCAGUAUCGACUCAUCGUUUAUGAAGUCUGCCAACCGCUUCAAGAUUAUAAGGACUCUAGGCAGCUGAUCAAAGUGUUGUACGACGCACUCCGUAGUCAUCGGGAUGCUUGGGAGAGGGCCAGAAUUCUUCACCGCGACAUCAGUGUCGGAAACGUCAUGAUAGAAUGGGACGGAACGUCGUUUCGUGGCAUACUCAACGACUGGGAUUUAUGCAAGUACAAGGAUGACCUGAAAAACGGGCCUAUUCAGCCUCAGCGCUCGGGAACGUGGCAGUUUAUGUCUGCGUUAUUGUUGAAGGACCCGAAGAAGCUCCAAGAGGUCUCUGACGACCUCGAAUCAUUUGUCCACCUCACUAAUUGGCUUGUCCUCCGCUAUCAUGAGCAUGGGUUGAGUGGGGACCCUGAAGUUCUGAAAACGCACGUCACAGGCACCUACGAUGCAUACACUACAGGGGCCGCUGGCGAUGUGGGUGGCGACCUUAAAUUCUACCACAUGAAUGGCGGUCACAUCCCCUUCGGUCCUAUCGUCAGUGCGCCGCUCGAGAUGCUCACCAUGGCACUCGCUGAAGUAUGCAAGGAACAUUAUCAGGCUGUCGUUCCACAGGCAGUGCCAAGCAUAACCAGGAGCCAACCGGUGCAGCGCAACGUGCCUCAGGAUGCUGAUGAGAGUGAAGAUGAGGAAACCGCGGAAGCAGUUCCCAUAGUAUCCGAGACCCUGGCGGUACGCAGUCCCUCGAGAGCAACAUUGUCUACUCAUAAAGCGAUCAUGGCUGCUUUCCGAAAGUGCUUAUGGAUAGAUGCGGACGAUAAAGUCGACGACCAGUUUGCGACAUUCUCAACGCCAGCUUCUGUCCAUCGCACCAUCGGUUCCAGCACGAAACGCAAGUCGACCAGUGGAAAUCCCAGCAGCGCAAACAAGCGGAGGCGUGUCAGUUCCGAGCAGUUUGGCUCUACUGGCACCGGCAUCUCAUCACUCGACGUAUCGUUACCCGUAGUUACCGAGGACGGAGCGGAUGUUUAG
This is a messenger RNA of Fibroporia radiculosa, 2496 nucleotides long. RefSeq lists its product as uncharacterized. The record is from RefSeq and is a predicted model, not a curated record. NCBI's taxonomy places the organism in Eukaryota, Fungi, Basidiomycota, Agaricomycetes, Polyporales, Fibroporiaceae. Bases 1 to 2496 code for a protein of 831 amino acids. The transcript is spliced from 4 exons.